UAUUACAUUCAUUUCCAGGACCGGUCUCCAACGGUACUACAUGUCACGCAUUGCCGUUGAGAAAGCUAUCCUUUGGGGGCACGACCCCCAUGGAAUCGAGGAGCGUAUCUGGACCCAUAAUAUUUGCUAUGAAGCAUUCGAACACCAGCUUCGUCUGAGUGAUGCAGAGAAAAAGGUCCUGGUAAAUCGCAAAUUGCUCUGCUCGAGACACAAUGGUGUUCUGUACGUGUUUUCCUUCCGUUUUUUUUUUUUUUUUUUUUUUCAUCGAAGCUAACUAGUCCCCAAGGCAUUGACUAGAAAACAGCCGUACGGCCUAUUUUGCAAUGCAUGCUUGCAUCUCGUUGUCGGACAAGCUCUGCAGCAAGAACGCCGGUCAUAGCACUCAAGAAUCGGACUAUUACACAGCAGAGUCUUGAGCUUCCCUAGGGCUGAG
Molecule: messenger RNA, 433 nt
Organism: Aspergillus ruber CBS 135680
Lineage: Eukaryota; Fungi; Ascomycota; Eurotiomycetes; Eurotiales; Aspergillaceae
Exons: 2
Coding region: 41-274 (77 amino acids)
Source: RefSeq, a predicted model, not a curated record